AUGUUUCUCCCAUUGAAAAUCCAAUUGGAAUUAAAAGAAGGAAUUACAAAUAAAAAUUAUAUAUCAUACAUAAUUUAUUAUUUUUUGUCAUAUUUUUUACCUAUUGUUAUUUUAUUGUCAAUGUGUAAGUGCAAAUUAAUCGAAAUAUUUCGUCAAUGUUUGCGUCAAUACGCCCAUGGCUGUCUUUCAGCUUUUCUUCCUCAAACAUUUUCGCAGACUUCUUCCACUCUAUCAGGCGUUGGAUUAAUUGGAACUUCCUCAAUUUUACAGAAUUUAAUACGAGACGAGACAUCUCCGUCUGCUCGUUUAACACAAGACCAAAUCUAUUUUACUUGUUGUAUAUUAGCUACAGCUGAUUGGAGUGCUGAAACAACUGUUCAAUUACAAGAAAAAUUGAAACAAAAAAUAUCGCCUGCAGAUUUAAGCCAAGAAUCAGAGCUAUUUUACAGCAUUUCAAAUAAUUCUCUUAAUAUUCUUGUACAAGAUGCAGAAAUGCUUUGUGAGCCUAGUUUGCAAGCUAUGACUAAAAUAAAUUGGUCAAAUAUUGAACAAGUUAGAGAUGAAUCCCCUUAUGUUUCUACAAUCAGAAAGAAUUUACGUCCAACAGUUCCGUUAAUUAGAGAUUAUUUUAGUGAAAGAAGAAAAUAUUUUGCCCAUUUCUGUAUGAAACUUGCAACUAAUUUAGUCAACAAAUUUCUUGGUGCAAUAUUUAAAUGCCGACCAAUAUCUAUAGCCGGUGCAGAACAGUUAUUGUUGGAUACACAUUCUUUGAAGACUUUUUUACUUAAUUUACCCUCAAUUGAAAGUUCAAUUGUAAUAAAACCUCUGCAAAUGUAUACAAAUACUUUGAAUAAAGGAAUGGCGAGGGCAGAAAUGAUUUUGAAGGCUGUGAUGGCGGAUACUUCAGAUCCAAAUGAAUUUGUAACUCAUUACAUGAGAAUUUUACCGGAUUCGGAUGUUAGUGAAUUACAACGAAUUAUGGAGAUGAGGUCAAUGCGAAAGGCUGAUCAACAACAACUUGUACAAUUAUAUAAAACAAAAUUGGAAAGUGGUAAAGGUGAUAAUCAAGCAGUAACUAAUACAAAAACAAUGUCAACAUUUGAGACGUUAACUGGAUCUGCGGGUAUUCCCUCAUCUUUGGCCAGUUUUGGUGACUCGAGUAUGCGAAAAUUAGAAAAAUUUGUUAGAAAGAUGUGA
Molecule: messenger RNA, 1197 nt
Organism: Meloidogyne enterolobii
Lineage: Eukaryota; Metazoa; Nematoda; Chromadorea; Rhabditida; Meloidogynidae
Source: the annotation of a GenBank genome assembly